AUGUUUCUACGGAAAGAAGAAAGCAUGAAAACAGCCGACGUUUACGUCGCUGGCUAUCCGUGCCCGUCGUACUCCAAGUUAGGAAAACGCCAAGGCGUCUCUGACCAGCGGGGUCUUUUGACCCUGAAAGGGUUGGAAUAUGUGGCUUUGUGCAGACCCAAGGUGGUCGUGUUGGAACAAGUCAAAGCCAUACUCGAGAAGAAGCAUUCGCAAAUUUGGAAUUACAUUCUCAAAAUUUUGAACAAGCUCGACUAUGUGUUCGACCACCAAGUCUUGAGUACCCAGGACUUCGCCAUACCGCAAUCGCGCCCCCGAGUCUACAUCCUCGCGGUGGCCAAGGAGAUUUGCGCUGGAACAGUGAAGUUACCGGAGAAGCGGUCAGAGAAGGUUGACUUACACCAUUUCAUCCAAAAGGACAAGACCGGCUCCGAGGUGUUGCAGCUACCGAGGUACGAAGAACUUUUAGGUAGCAAGAUGUGGCGUAAGGGAUAUAUUCUCGACGUAGGAUCUUCGGAAAAAUUUCAAGCAGCGAUGACAAACUGCGCACCGUGCUUGACGCACACGCGCUUGGGACAAGGAGGAUAUUAUAUCCCAAAACUGAGGCGGCGCUUGCUGCUUGAGGAAGCUGGUGCAUUACAAGGAGUUCCAAAGAAGGUUGUCAGAGCCAUGCAAAGGGCAGCUGAGGAACACAAGCUUCCUGCGCGCACAGUGGAUGCAAGCCUUGGCGAUGCAAUGAGCAUCAAUGUCCUGGCAAGUGUGUUGAUGAAAGGCUUGACACACUCUCGCUUAGUUCAAUUCAGUGCACAGGAAGAUCAUUGGAGAUUAGUUGCCAAUGGUCCGGACGCUGCAACGCUGAGUGACCGUUUGUUCGACGGAACAACACUGUCCAAGUUGCUGGCCACUGCAAUGACCGUAGCAGCCUCUGAGAUUCGGAACAUUUCCGCAUGGCGCUUGAAUAAGGCUGAAAUGAACGAGCUCGCUGCAAGGGUUAAGAAAGGAGAGGAAGAAGCGGUGGUGAAGAAGGAGCUUCAGACCAAGAAGGCUGUGGCCUGCGAAGAGCGUAAGAAGUCUGCUGCGGCGAUUUCUGCCAAGCCUGGAUCCACGGGUCCCAAGGCAAGCAAAAAGACUUCGUCGUCGGCUGCAACUCAGUCAGCCACGGCUGCAGCUGCGACUCCAGACCCAACGAAUGCUGGCUACUAUGCUCUGGUAGAGGCGGACCUCCAGACAAUUUUGCAGGAGUUCCCAGGCAUUGACCAGGAAAUGCCUUUGCCGCUCUCCAAGUCUGAGUUGGACGGAUCCAAGACUGGGGUUCAAGAGCCAUUUGACUUGGAGUCGGCUCGGCAUGCACUUGGGAUUCGUAGAGUUUUUCGUUGCAGCAUUUCCUUGUUCUGGGUUCAGAUCCUGGCGUCGCCCACGCCGGGAAUUCCGAUGAGCCGGAGGAGAGUUCUCGACAUGGGAGAGUUUUACUUCCCGAACGGAAAACCAGCUUUCAUGACAGGCCGUAUGGUGGAGCUUCUGGCCGACAAGUCGGCUCUGAGCGCCAAACCCCAGAACCUUCAGAUGCUGUCGCCAGAAGAGAUUGUGCAUUCGCUGGUGGCUUCCUGCGCUCACGCUGUUCGGCGCAAGGAUGAGCUCUCCGAGGAUCAAUGGAAGGAAUGGAAAGCACAGUGGCGUGCUGUGUUGCUGAGCGUGCCGGCUUCUUUUGUGGAGACACAGGACCCUUUGCAAGGCCACAAUGUGUGGGUCGAGGCAUUCAAUCGGAGACAAGCGGUGAAGCAAGAGCAUGAGUCCAUGAGCAGGACAGCAAUGCAGAUUGCUGUGGAAAUUGACCAGUUCAAGACUAUGUGCGAAAGUUUGCCCAGCUGUAAAUCAAAAUUGCAGCCGGCGCAGCUGGUACAGGAGCUUCACACACUUGGCCUGCUGUCCGUGCAGGGCGGCCGCAAGGAGGACGACAGCGAUGGCAAAAUCACCGUCAACUUGGUGACGCAAGCUCUGGCCGUCAAAAAGGGCAUUCUCAGCUCAGCGCGGGCAGUUGAACUUUUGCUGGAGCUGGAACAGUUAUACGGGACGCGUUCUCCCUUCCACCAGAUGAGUCGGCUUCACGUUCUUUCGACCAAGCCAAGCACAAAUCAGAUGCGAGACUGGGUGCUGGAGAGCUUGCAUGAUGGCCUGGCCUACGACGUCUUGCAAAUCGGAGAAAUUUCCAAGGGCAGUCUUUCCGGAGACAAGCACCAUACUGGUCUCGUCUUGGACCACUUCUUCGAAGUGCUGCUUCCGAAGAGCGGUAUGGCAGAGGGUGACAGGGCUUUGCUGAAGGAGAAGCUGUCUGCCCAUGAGGUGUACCGGCAACAUUCAGGCGACGGAGAUUGUACCUGGAUGGCGCGGCUUAAGAAGUCCGGCAUUGACUGCUUUCACUUGCUGGAGGACCUGACUUACACCAAGAAGUAUGACAACGGCCUGCGACAAGCCACGAGGUCCGGGGGAGCUCCAGAGGCAGUUCUGGAGCACGAACAGGUGAAAGAACAGGUGAACCAGUUCCUCGCCACCUUGAAGGACGAAGAAGUUGAAGUAAAAGCUUUGGCUGCAGGGGCAGCCGCAAACGCUGCAGACCCGGACCAUGCAGAGGACGAGCUUCAAGAGGUGCGAAAGCCGCCCAGCCAACACUCUGAAGGGUCUGAGAAAUAUUGGAAGGCGGUUGGCAACCAAACUGUUCGCACUUAUUGCUCUCUCCAUGUGCAGCCUAAGACCUUGGACGGCAUCAUCAGUUUGGUGAGCCAAAGUGGUUUGAAAGACUUCCAAGGAGAGGGAGGUGUCAGCUGCGUUCUGACUCAUCUUGACUUAGACGCGCUGGGAGAAUCCAUGGGCCCAGGUCAGAGACCACUUCUCCGAAAGCGCUUUGUUCCCGACCAGUCCGCCCUCAGAAUCUUGUUGCAUGGUUCGAUGAUUGCAAGAAACGGCCAGCGCAAAGGGGACGAGUGCAUGGUUCCGUCAGAGGGUGAACUGGUUUUCGUGCACUGUGGCAUGGAACGUUCCAGCAAAGAAGCAGAAGCCUUGUUCCGACCGGCUGCGGCCAGAAAGGAUCAAGCCAUCGAAGCGGAAAUGAAAGACGUUCUCCUGAUCUUUUCUAACACCUCCAUUCGGGACCGCAAGCAAAGGGUUCGAGGAGCUUACACCUCCAGGUCCACCGCUUGUCUCUUCUCCGGAGCUCCAGUGUCAACCAUGGUCCCGGAGAAGCCAUACACUGACUUCUCAGGGCACAACUUUGGAGAUGUCUUUGGCACCAUUUCCGCCAUGCAGGCAGCGGACCUUUGGAAAGAAAAGGAGGAGGUGCUCACCACAGGCAGGUGCGUGUCGCCGACUGACGCCGCUAUGAACAAAGCCAAGGAGGCCUCCAGCGAAAGCGUCUUCAGUGCAGCUUUGUUGCCCUGCUCUUUCUACAGAAGUUUUCUCAAAGCCCACUCUGUGAAAGCUGUGUUGGACCUCAGCACUUCUCAGGGAGAGUUGGCAAAGGCCUGUGUGGCCGAGCGUGUCAGCUACCUCGGGCUGACGCUGUCUGACUCACAUUCCACUCAGGUGGAAAUGAUUCUGACCAACUUUGUCGUCACUCUGAUGCAGACAGAGGGCUCCACUUUCUACCGCUCAGAUACCGUGGCCCAAGGAAAGCAGCAAGAGCAGGUCACCAAGGGGAGCAAGCGCAAAAACGAAAAUUCCAAAGAAGAACGCCCCAAGGCCAAGGCCAAGGGGAAGAAAGAGCAGACCAAAGACGACGACAAAGCUACGGCGCCUGACGCAGACUGUGGCUGCGACCCCGCUGCUCGGAGGAGCCCGCUGAGACCAAGUAGGCUGAUGACCACUGAACGUUCUCGUCGUCGUGGCGACCGCCGUGACCGUGGUGAUCGCCAAAAAGACGAGGAGAAACGGGGUCGAAGCCGUGACAGACGGGAAAAAAAGAAAGGCCGUAGCCGAGACAGAGGGCGGCGUAGGGAGACUGACAAGUCUCACGGCAGCAAGCCUCUCCUAGUCCCAGCUGAAACUGCUCCGCCUCCUGCUCCGUCUGCGGACGCUGCAGCUCCUAAGGCGUCGCACGACGACGAAGAAGGUGAGGAGGAGUCGGUUCUUGCUGAGGACCCACCCGUACAGCCACCUGCAAAGCGCGCCGCGCCAGAGUCCCCGACCAGGGAGGCUGCCAAGGCAGCCCGUCCAGGUCCAGCCAAGGCUGAGGCGGUGGCGCGUCGCGAAGGUGGCCAGCCGCCUCACCAAGGUGAGACGUCUGAGCGUGACCAAGGUCACAAACCUGAUGAGGAACACAAAUCUCACCAAGCUUGGUGUGAUGACAAGCGUCACCAAGGUGGGAACGACGACAAGACUCGUCGGUAUGACUGCAGCAUCUGCGGCCGCAAAGUCGGAGGUGGAGUUGCCGGCUCGUGGCAACAUCGCCGGUCAGCUCACCAUUUGGCUUCUUAUGUCUACUGGAACAACAAAGAGACCCUUCCCUGGAAGAAUUGUCUCCAGGAAGGGCAACGCUGGAGCAUGCACCUCUGGGCGACGAACCAAACAGGUCCGGAGGAUGACGCAUUGCCCAACAAGCCUAAGAAAAAGCAAAGGUCUCCAGUUCCAGUGAGAUGCGACCCGGAACGUUCCCGCCGUGACAAAGACCACCAAGACCCUGACCCGGACACAGGAUCAGGGUCCUCCGGUAGCAACUUGCUGCUGCAAAUGUGGCAAACCACACUGAAAGAGCUGCGGUAG
Molecule: messenger RNA, 4749 nt
Organism: Cladocopium goreaui
Lineage: Eukaryota; Dinophyceae; Suessiales; Symbiodiniaceae
Source: the annotation of a GenBank genome assembly